Didymodactylos carnosus is the source of this 2709-nucleotide messenger RNA. The record is from the annotation of a GenBank genome assembly. NCBI's taxonomy places the organism in Eukaryota, Metazoa, Rotifera, Eurotatoria, Philodinida, Philodinidae.
AUGGAUUAUACAACUUCAACUAUUUGUAAUAAUUGUUCAAUAUCAAAUCAAGAACAUAUUCUUUUAACAACAAUUGUAUUACAUAACAGUUAUUUAUUAGAAAAUAAUAGUCAUCAUCAUCAUUCGUCAAAUGAUACUGUUUUAUUUUUAAUUUCAAGUAAUAAUACUGUUACUAUUAAAACGACAAUAACGUCGUCGACAACAUUUUCGCCAUUUUUAACGGUGCUAUUAGGUGUUUGUCUAAGUUUAGUUGCAUUAAUUACAUCUAUUGGAAAUAUCAUUGUUAUACUAGCAUUUUAUUUUGAUAAAAAAUUACGAACAAUCAAUGAUUAUUUUAUAUUGAACAUGUCAAUAGCUGAUUUUCUUGUGGGAUUUUUCUGUAUACCAUUUUAUAUCCCAUUCAGUUUAUCUCAAUUAUGGCCAUUUGGUCGUUUAUUUUGUAAAAUAUGGGUAACUGUUGAUGAUGUAGCGACCAUGGCUAGUGUAAUCAACAUUGUUGCAAUAUCUGUUAAUCGUUAUUGGUCUAUAGCUUAUCCUAUUAGUUAUCGAAAAUAUGCUACUCAACAAUUAGUCUAUUUAGUUAUGUGUACGGUUUGGUUCAUAUCAUUUGUUAAUUUUGCUCCCGGUAUUUGGUUAAUAAGUAUCUUAGCUCCCGAUUAUCGUGCAGUUAAUACUUCAUUGGUAACAUCUGAAUGUUCCGGUGAUUAUAAUCACAGUUUUAUUUACAUGUUAAUUGCUCAAUUUAACUAUUUUAUUUGGCCAUUUAUCGUUUUAUUUAUUCUUAAUAUUCUUAUUAUGUGGAAUAUUUGGCAGCGCACAAGAAAAAUGACACAUAAAACAAAAACAUUUCCACAGAGCAUCACAGCCAAUACAGUGAUUGCUGAUAAAUCAGAUACAAAAGAAAUUAAAAAAAAAGAUGCUUCAAUUCGACGUCGAUCAAGUGUUAGAACAAUUGUUCUUAUCAAUGAUAAACAUACAAAUAUUGAUCAAGAUUAUUGUAAUGGUGGUCGUGGUAUUAUGAUACAAGGAGAAAAUGAUUCAUAUCCUGAUAUUGAAGAUGAUUAUGCGAGUGAACAUGAAUUCUAUGAUAGUGUUCACAAUGAUCGACGAUUUUCAACUAUUGAUAGACAAUUUUUAACAUUACCUACUCAUAAACAACGUCGAAUUAAUAUGAACAGUAAUAGUAAUAGUAAUAGUAAUCAUAGUAAUCAUAGUACUCAUAGUAAUCAUACGAACGAUAAUUCACCAGAAUCGAUUGUUUCAAAUAUAGUGAAAGAUGAUGAUUUGCUUGCUAUCGGUAAAUUUAAAAUAUUACGUCGUCGUGCAAGUGAUACAUUUUUUCAUCUAUUUGGAAAAUCACCUAUGACAACGGAAUAUAUGGAACCAUCGGCAACAUGCUAUGUAAAAUCAACUGAAACAGAAGGUAUAUCGGUACAAGUGAAUAAUGAACAUUCAAAUGGAGAAUUAUCUAAUACACGAUCACAUACAACUGGUAUAUUUAUUUAUCGAAAUAGUUUAUCCCCAAUGAAGAAGUCGAUAACACAGUUACAACAUGAAGAAGAAUUACAACUGACGAAUUAUUCACCUAUACCUCCGUUGAUGAAGCGUCAUUCCAUCGAUGGUAAACAUUCCCGCUUAUCAUUGAUGAGAAAACCUCGUCAUACAAGCAGUCCGAAAAUUACUCAUCGCCGUCGUUAUUCACUAAGCGUUCCGUCAUCGUUCGCCUGCGAACGUUCAUCACCUGGCAUUCUCCUAAAUCCCAUUUGUGAAUUAGACAGUGUCUGUUGCAAUUCGUCACAACGUGAAAUUCAACUAAAACCGACUCAGUAUCGAUCAAAAAAUCGUUCAUUUUCGCUCACUAUAGGAAAUUCUGAUUGUUCUUGUCCAUACGUACGUCUCUCAAAAAGUGACACUGUACUCUACAAACAUGAUGCUUUAAAACAAUUAAAAGUAUCAAAAUCGUUUCAACCGGAAAAUUCUUCGUCUAAACCAAAAGCAUCUGCUGUAGAGAACAGAGAACAUCAAUCGUUGGCACAGCAAAAAUCUGUCUCUCCACCAUCGUCAAAAAAGAAAAGACGGUUUUUUUCCGAAAAAAAACAGAGUUCUGAGACAAUCACAUCUGAUGUGACCUAUAGCAAUAAUUGUAUUAAAAGUAGUUCGGGAUCACAAGACCGACCAACGAUGCCCAUGAUGAGUGUUGUAUUAAGUCCACCUGUUGACAAAACACACAUUAUCAAAGGCAAUUUAAGAAAAACUGUGAGUAGUCCACCAGUACCAGUUGCUGUUGGAAGAUUUAAGAAUACAAAAACAUUAUUAACUCGUGUAUCAGCUCCCGCUGCAACCACAUCGAAAAGGCUUCAUCGACAUCCUCGUCGACAUCAACGAGACAUUCGAAUUAUGCGAGACAAAAAGGCAGCACGUUCACUCUUCAUUCUCGUUGUCGUUUUUCUCAUCUUUUUAUUACCCUAUGUGAUCGUGGCUACAGCAUCUACUGCCGGAUUUCAUAUUUCCUCUCUUGUAUUCGAAAUCGCCUUCUGGUUACUUUGGCUCAAUUCGGCAUUUAAUCCGUUUUUAUAUCCGUUUAUUCAAGUGAAAUAUAGAAAAGCAUAUGUGAAAUUGUUUUCAUGUUUACGUUCACAUUUAUGGUCGAUAUGUACAUGUUUGAACAAACAACGGUACCAACAUCACAAUAAGGAAAACUUUGUUUAA